CACUCUGGAGCGGGCGCGUCGCGGAGGAAGUGCGCGGGUACGCCGUGUGAUGACGUCACUGUCUAAUCCCGUCCGGGAGCGUGUGGGCUCAGUCGCUGCGGAGUCAUGAAAGUGUUUGUAAACAACUCAGUCAGAAGGGCCAGCAAACUGGAGUCGGACCCAUUUCCACACACAUCACUGAGUGUCGACGCAUCCUCCGAGGUGUCCCUAGUCUUGGGAUAUGAGGGAUGUAUGAACUCAAGAUGUCUCGAUGUCGUCAAGUCGACAGGAUGACACGCCAGUGACACCCGUGAUUAAUUCAUAGCUGUUUGAGUAGCUAUAGCAUUCCGGUGGCAGAACCUCACAAUCCCUUUCAGUACCCGAGCACUACUACACCUGAAGUGUAAAGAUGCCGUGGCCAUUUUCGGAGUCCAUCAAGAAGCGGGCCUGCAGAUACCUUCUGCAUCGGUACCUCGGCAACUUUCUGCAGGAGAAGCUGAGCUUGGACCAGCUCAGCUUAGACCUCUAUCAAGGCACUGGGACACUCGCCCAAGUGCCGUUGGAUAAAUGGUCUCUCAACGAGCUCCUCGAGACGGCAGAUGCGCCUUUUGAAGUAAUCGCAGGGUUCAUCCAGACAAUUUCUCUCACAGUCCCAUGGGCAGCCCUGCUACAAGAAAACUGUGCCCUAGAGGUCAAGGGUUUGGAGAUGGUGCUCAGACCGAGGCCGAGAGUGGCAUCUGGCACUGAGCCCAUGUACUGGUCCAGUUUCAUGACGAGCAGCAUGCAGCUUGCCAAAGAGUGUCUGAGCCAGAAACUCACCGACGAUAUGGGAGAGAGCUUCCAGCCUUUCGAAGGAUUGGAGAAGUUUGCAGAAACGAUAGAGACAGUUCUGAGAAGGGUCAAAGUGACAUUUUUGGACACCGUGCUCAGAGUCGAACACAUUCCGGAAAAUUCUAAAACUGGAAUUGCUCUUGAGAUACGAAUCAACAAAAUUGUUUACUGUGAUGAAACAGGCGAGGAGAGUUCAAGUGUGAAUGUGCAUCAACCAACCACAUUUGCACAUAAAAACCUGCAGAUGGAAGGCAUCACCAUAUUUUGGGAUGAAUUUUCAGACGUGUCUCGGGCCGGAUGUAAAUCUUCACCACCUCCAACGGAAACUGAGCCAAAACUUUCGCCUAGCUGGAAUCCCAAAAUAAUAUGUGAGCCUCAUCCCCAGUUCACAGAGCCCGUGUCCUCUACAACACCCUUUGAACCUGUGCAGGUUGGGAGCCUUGGUGGUAGAAUAGAGCUGUCCCUAACUCUGAAAAACAACCUAGCUAUGCCUGGAGCAAAGAGAUGCUUUCCUUUUCAGCUGGAUGUUGUCGUACAUAUCGAUACACUGAUUUUCCUGCUAUCCCCGCGACAAGUUCAUCUUCUUCUGGACUUGUUUGGAGCUUUCUCUGGUGGAAGUGCACAGGAAUGGGCUAAGGACAGAAAGAGUCGACCCAUACAGCAGGAGGAUGAGUAUCGGCUCCAUAUGGAACUGAACCGCUGUCUGAAGAAGGACACUGCUGUGCCAGGAGGAGACCCCGACCUCUUUGAGAGCCAGACCACCAGAACGGUGUCAAGUCGAGAUGAUGUGUUCUUCUCCAUGGCUGACAUGGACAUGUCUCACAGUUUGUCAUCCCUCCCUCCUCUUGGUGAACCACCCACCGUUGACUUGGAUUUGUCACUUAAUAGCAACUUCUCUGCCUCCCCGGGAGAAUCUCCCUCUGGAAACGCAACAGCGCUGUGGGAAGAUUACAUGGAUGUACCGAGACAAAGAGAGAAGCAGGCUAACGAAACAAUCGUCCAGUCACGGGAUUCACAACUCCCUCAAAAAAUAUUAAGACAGGCUUCACAUCCAACCAAAACCCAUGGUGAUGAGUCGAGGCCCGAGCUGGUGUUGAGGCUGACACUGGGCAGCCUGGCUGUCUCUGUCCUCCACAUCGACCCGCUGCCACCACCAGAUGCUGCUCCUAGUCCCCUUGGCCCCAUGGCUGCACACUUCUUCAGCAUGGUGGGCCCGGGCCAGAUUGCCCCGGCUGAUCUCCUUCAAUCUCGGACAGCAUUUAAUCAGGCUUGUCCUCAUGACCACCUCAGGUUUGUGUGCCAAGGUCUGAAGAUAAACUAUGAACACUGUCAGGGAUCCAGCUUGCGGACUUUUAGCACUGACGUCUCCCUUAACCAGAUGGAAUUUCUGGAGUGUCUGUUCCCCUCUGAGGUGGUCACUGGUGGCACCCAAAGAGGCAUUCAGUACACCGAGCUCCUGACUUUUGACACCACAGUCAGUGCGGAUGCACCGCUCACCACCUGCCUUCACCUGCUUUACAAACAGGCUGAGCGCAGGGGGCCUCAGGUCGGCCAGGUUCGCUUCAGCACCAUUCCCAGGAAAGCCGAGAUCCAGGUGGAACUGGGCCCCGUGCGGUCCGAGUUGGACAUCAGCAUCGUAGACCGUCUCAACUCACUUCUGCAACCUCAGAAGCUGGUCACCACAGAGAUGAUGGCUUCCCAUAUGUAUACGUCCUAUAAUAAACAUGUCAGCUUGCACAAGGCCUUUACAGAGGUUUUCCUUGAUGACAGCCACACUCCAACCAACUGUCAUGUAUCACUGACUGUAAAUGCCCCAGUGCUGGGCCUUGCAAUCCGCUUCCCCAUCCCUGACCUGCGCUCAGAUCAGGAGAGGGGCCCAUGGUUCAAGAAGUCCCUGCAGAAGGAAGUGCUCUACCUGGAGUUUGAAGACCUGGAAGUGAAAACGGAGUUCAUGGGCGGCAGCUCUCCUGAACAAACCAAGAUGGAGCUCACUUUUAGGGAACUUAGUGGGAAGUUCCAGGAGGAGCCAGAUCAACCAGCUGCAAGGUUCCUCAGGGUGUCCCACACCAUGGACGGAGACAUGAACACGUCUGAAAGUGUAAAGUUUGACUGGCCAAGAGUCGUGCUGAAGAUGAACCCCACUGCGGUCCACUCGAUCCUUGAGCGUGUGACGGCGGAAGAUGACGAGGGGGCCGAGGAUCAUUCGCUCGAAGAGGAAGAGGAGGAAGGGGCUGCUCAUUCACUGAAGGAUGUGUGUGACUUUGGGAAACCAGAGCCAUCCCCCUUUUCUUCACGUAGGGUUAUGUAUGAGAAUGAAGAGAUGGUCAUUCCUGGAGAUGUUGCUGACAUGACAGAGUUCCAGGAAAAAACCAUGAACAACUCUCGCUUCAUCCUUGAGUUGUGUCUCCCCAAUGUGCAAUUAGCGCUCCCCAGCAAGGCGUUCUAUGAAAAACUACACAACAGGAUCAACAAUGACCUGCUGCUGUGGGAGCCCACUGCUCCAUCCCCAGUGGAGACAGUUGAGAGCAUGCCCUAUGGAGUUGGCCUCUCUGUCGCCAGUCAGUUGAUCAACACUUACUCCAAGGACAGCUUCAGUCAGUUCCGCUCUACUGGACCCGAGGAGGACUCCAGCGGCUCAGAGGAAGAGAACAUGCACUAUUACUCUCCUGCCUCUGACCUGGGUCUCAGGUCCCGCAAAAAGAAAAGGCCCAAAGCCCAGAGCAAGACCUCCCAGAGUCUGUUCUCCGUCAUUCUCAGUGUCAAUCACGGCUUGGUGGCUCUUCAGACCAAUUCUAAGAAGGAGGAUAAAACUGUAUUGAAAAACAAACAUGGCGAGUUCUGGCUGGAGGUGAAAAAUGCUGUGCUGUUCAGUGUCACGCAGUAUGAAGGCUACAAAGACCAACACUACAUCUGCUUCAACACCAGUAGCAUUUGCAUGUAUCACCAAGGACUCAUGGAUGGAGGCACCUCUGUCUCAGACAUGAAGUUACCAUGCAGGACACAUCCCCAUUGGCUAGAGCCGACUAUCUACCAAUCAGAGACGUCUCCGGAGAGAUCCUCAACACCCUCCGAGGGUAUUGGUCUGGAGGCUCGUAGCAUGGUGUCUGUCGCUGUCAAAGUCUCAUCGCAGAAUGCAGAACGCAACGUCAAGGAGUUUCUGGUUGCCGUUGGAGUGAGAGGAGCCACACUUCAGCACAGAGUCGUCGUCCCCAGGUUUGGUUGGUAUGACCAGAUUGUUGACUUUCUGAAUAUUUCUGAUGAGCCUGUGUUGGGUUACGCCCCUCCUACGUCUGUCACCACCCUACAUCUACACCUAUGGAGCUGCUCUUUAGACUACAGACCCCUUUACCUGCCACUCAGAUCACUACUGAUUGUAGAAACUUUCAGCAUCUCCAGCAGCCUCUCUUUAGAUCACUCUUCUUCUACACUCAGGAUCAUUCUGGACGAAGCUGCUCUGUUCCUCUCAGACAAGAGUAAUGCCGUCUCUGUUAAUCUAGCACGUGACUAUGUCCAAGUGGUAGACAUGGGAACGCUGGAGCUGAGGAUUACAGCUGUCAAACCUGCAGUGGAUGGGAAAUCGGUGGAGCCCAGGUUUGAGCUGCGCUGCUCCAGUGACGUCAUUCACAUCAGAACGUGUUCGGACUCCUGCGCUGCCCUUAUGAACCUUAUCCAGUACGUAGCGAGCUAUGGAGACCUACUGUCCCCCGCAGAACCAGAGGCAAAGCACAGCAGCACUACACAAAGAACCAAGGCGGAGUUUGCUGGUCGGCCCACAUCUCAGACCCCUCUGCUCGCUGAGACUGAGCAGCAGAUGUUGCAGGAUCUGAUGAGCGAGGCUAUGGAGGAGGCUGAUGUGCAGCACACACCAGGGCCGCAGCAGAACGGUGCACACGAGGAGAGGAAUCAUGACCAUGACCCACCUCACUCGGACCUGUUCCUGUUCCCAGAUGAGAGCGGCAAUAUUAAUCAAAAUCCAAGCCCCACGUACCCCAUGCUUCACUCUCCUCUCAUUACUCCUGUGCCGAGCCUGGCGCACGAGACGGACGACUUUUGUAUCCUGGAAACACCUGGUUCCAGAGGAGAGAAAUAUGUGUUUCAGGAUCGUGAUCAGGAGCCAGUGGUAAAGCAUCUUACUUCAGAUCCAGUGCAAAUCAAAGACGAUCACUUCAGUCAGCCUCUAGAUGGAAGCGAUUCCAGUCGUGGAGCCGUGAACUUUCCCAUCCCCGAGGUGCGCUACCUCAUCAAAGAGAUAUCUGUCAUCUGGCACCUUUAUGGUGGGAAAGACUUUGGGAGUGCGACUUUCACAGCAUCUCCUGCUAGGAGCCGGGGGUCUACACCUCAUAGCUCCCCCUCUCAAACUCCAGUCAGACAGUCCAGUGCUUCAGGACGGGUAGGAGGUGGAAAAGGAAGGAACCCUGAUGUCUUGAUGGAGAUCCAGCUCAGCAAGGUGAGAUUCCAACACGAGGUGUACCCACAGGCCCAGGUGGCCUCUGGGCCGGCCGUGGACCAGCCGGUCUCCCGGCAGGUGUUUAUCGUGCAGGACUUGGAGAUUCGAGACAGACUGGCUUCUUCACAGAUGAACAAGUUCCUGUACUUGUACUCGAGCAAAGAAAUGCCCCGCAAAGCUCAUUCUAACAUGUUGACAGUUAAGGCAGUGCACAUGUGUCCGGAGUCGGGCCAGGCUCCUCAGGAAUGCUGUCUGCGUGUUUCCCUGAUGCCUCUUCGUCUCAAUAUUGAUCAGGAUGCACUAUUCUUCUUGAAGGACUUUUUCACUAGUCUUGCUACUGAAGUUGAGUUUUUCUCACCACCUGCUCAAGAAGCCUUCUGUGUUUCCUCAAAGAAAGCAGCGGCCCCUGAGAUCUCCUGCAGCUUCUCCAAGCAUGCUGGCAGCAGCCAGGACCCUGCCCCGAUAAUCUCAGUACCUGUUCAGAGACGUUUGAGCCACAACGGAUUUGCCACAUCUGGCAGGGAAGAAGUCACUGACACUGAAGCUCUGUCUUUCAAAGACCAGCCAAUCUUCUUUAGGGAGUUUCGAUUUACGUCUGAGGUUCCCAUUCGCUUGGAUUAUCAUGGGAAACAUGUUUCAAUGGAGCAGGGAACAUUUGCAGGGAUCAUUAUUGGGUUGACACAGCUCAACUGCUCGGAGCUGAAACUGAGACGGUUGUGCUACAGACAAGGGUUGUUAGGUGUGGAUAAGCUGUUUUCCUAUGCAAUAAACGAGUGGUUAAAUGACAUAAAGAAGAACCAGCUUCCAGGUCUACUGGGCGGUGUCGGACCAAUUCACUCUCUGGUACAGUUGGUUCAGGGAUUCAGGGACUUGGUCUGGCUCCCGAUUGAGCAGUACAGGAAAGACGGUCGCAUAGUCCGCGGGUUUCAGCGUGGAACUGCCUCCUUUGGAACAUCUACUGCUAUGGCUGCUCUGGAGCUCACCAACAGGAUGGUGCGCACCAUACAGGCGGCAGCAGAGACGGCCUAUGACAUGGUAUCUCCGGUGCCUGAUGAGAGAGACACAAAGAGGAUAAAACGGUUCUCCCAUUACGGCCUGGCUCAUCAACCUGUGGACCUCAGAGAAGGUGUCGCCAAAGCCUAUACUGUGGUAAAAGAUGGGAUCACAGACACUGCACUGACCAUCUACGACACGGCCACCCGGGAGCACGAGCAGCGCGGGAUGACGGGCGCUGUGGGUGGAGUUCUCCGGCAGCUGCCACCAGCAGUAGUCAAGCCUCUCAUUAUGGCCACCGAGGCCACCUCCAACGUUCUGGGUGGGAUGAGGAACCAGAUCCACCCUGACGCCCGCCAGGAGGAAUCGCAGAAAUGGAGGCAGGGCGAGGAGUAAUUCUUGUUUGCCACUUUGUACCUGAAACCAUGGCUGUGCACAAGCAAUAGCUGAUGAACGUGUUGGAAACUUUUCUUCAGAGCAUUUUUGAAUAGGAACCACGUCAAGAGGUUCGAUACAGCCCUGGUGUAGAUAAAAUACGGUUCAUCUCAUGGCAAUUUGAGCUUCUGUGAUUCAGCUUGUGUCAGCGUGUCAGUUCCCUCACAGUGCCUUCAUGGUUGUCAAUCAUAGUCCAACUGUGUUUCGUCAAAGGGAUGUGAAGAAUGAGGAUUUUAUGAGCCACGCCGUCUCAAUGUAUAUUGUGUUCUGUUGUUAAUUAGACGAUGGCAUUUUAAAUAUAAAAUCAGAAUAACGCUGUUGUCUAAUGAAGUGCAGAAAUUUGCUUCAUUCUCAAAACAGCUCUGUUUACAAGUUGUGUGUGUGGUUACGUUCCCUCACUUGGUGUUGACAAACACUGAUAUUAUAUUGUAGGUGUAAUGACCCGUAUUUUAUAUAACGUACUUUAUGUGGGCCUUGUUAUUUACUGUAAAUAGUCCAAAUGUGUAUCACUUCAUGCAAAUACAAGAGAACAAAUGUAGAAACAGAAUGUGUUACAGCCGUGUAAAGUUCAGUAAUCAGCACUUUUACGUGACUUGAAGGUCUACUUGCCCAGAUGAAAGAUAUACGGUGAGGACAACCAAAUUUGUUAUGAAGUUACAAUUUUUUUUUCGAGCUGUGAUCAACGUUUAAUUUUCACAGAAUUUGCUGUCCUGAAAAGCUGCUUUUAACAUUUAAAAAAAAUAAUUGUGCCAGUCUGCUGCUCACAUUGUAGAUACUACCUUGUACAAGGAGCUGCAUCUGCUCAAGAUCUUCAAGCACAGUCCUAAUAUCCUGCUCAAAAUAUUUUCUCUCUGUGUGCUGCUUUUGAAUAUUAGCAUUCUGAGUGAUAUGCUGUGUUAUACGGUUGCUCUUUUUUUGUGUUAAAUGUGGAAAGAAUAAUUUCUUAUACAUACGUGUACAGUUGAUUGUUGAAUUUGUAAUAAAAAGCAUGAAAGGGAAAUAAAAACAGUUCAGUUUCAAACAA
Messenger RNA from Scophthalmus maximus (turbot), 7709 nucleotides. RefSeq names its product autophagy-related protein 2 homolog B. Gene Ontology annotation, cellular component: phagophore assembly site; extrinsic component of membrane. The transcript is spliced from 43 exons. The coding region runs from base 389 to 6646 and encodes 2085 amino acids. The record is from RefSeq and is a predicted model, not a curated record. Lineage: Eukaryota; Metazoa; Chordata; Actinopteri; Pleuronectiformes; Scophthalmidae. Gene Ontology annotation, biological process: autophagy of mitochondrion; reticulophagy; piecemeal microautophagy of the nucleus. Gene Ontology annotation, molecular function: phosphatidylinositol-3-phosphate binding.